AAGAUAUUUUAUACCACUUUUAAUGUGUCCAGGAAAAAGAGAAAGAAACUUCUGAUCCACUAUGACUUAAGGAUAUCUUUGUCGCUACAAGACAAAGAAAACCCGGUCGAACAUACAAGGAAUCGAAUGAAGAUACAACUAGAAAAAUUGCUGAAAUGGAGAGUAUCGAAACACAACAAAGUGAAAAUGGUGAUGAGUCAAUUAAUGCAUUUGCAUCAAUCAUGGGACCCGAACAUCUGGGACGUUUGAGAUUGUAUGGGCGGGGGGUUACAAAAACCUCUUUGAAAGGGAAAGUGGGACAUUUUGAACCCUCUUCAAAUGCAACAAAUGAUCACAUGAAAAAGAUGGAAGAGAGGAUGAUACGAUUGGAGGAAAAAAUUGAGGAACAGAAGGAACAAUAUGAGGAACAAAAGACAAUGAUGAGACAAGAAAUUGUAGAAGAUACCAUAGCAAAACUUCAACGUUCUGGAUUACCAAUUGAUGCUAAUAUUUUAGCAACAUUGUAUUCUCGUCCAUUGGGUCAAGCUUCCUCAACACAAGCAGUAGCUAUUCACCUAAUUCAUCGACCAUCUCUUGGUAGCAACAAUCAAGGUGAAGAAAAUGAACAAAUGGGAGAUGAAAGCAGUGAAGACCUUACUUAAAGAGUAUUGGUUGGUCUACACCUUCAGAUGUUUUGGGACUGUACUUAUUUUUGAAUAUUUGGCAAACUUAUAUGCAAUCUAACUUAUAAUACUAGUUAGAUAUUUUUGAUGAUGAUUUUGUGGAUGAAUAUAGUUUUC
Messenger RNA from Nicotiana attenuata, 779 nucleotides. RefSeq lists its product as uncharacterized. The transcript is spliced from 3 exons. NCBI's taxonomy places the organism in Eukaryota, Viridiplantae, Streptophyta, Magnoliopsida, Solanales, Solanaceae. The coding region runs from base 156 to 641 and encodes 161 amino acids. The record is from RefSeq and is a predicted model, not a curated record.